CGCCGGUGGGCAGUGGAGAGGAGGGGAGGGGAGCCAUGGGACUGGUGCCUUUAUUCAAAUGCCUCGUUGUUGACGAUUCUCCCGCGUCUUCUGCGGCUCUGCUGCUCCCAUCCUCCCCAUCCCCUCGCUUCCCUUGGCUUCCUUCCAACGCCGGGGCGACGCGCUGCCCGAAAUUUUGUGAGCCUCUCCCAUAUUGUGCCAGCCAGCGAGCGCGAGUGCGAGUGCGGAUCUCUGAUCUGGCUUAACAGCCAGCCAGCGGACUCUUGCAAGCGAGCUCCAGUGUGUCGGCAUGGGGUUCUUGUCAUUCGCUGGCCGAGUGCUGUUCGCGGCCAUCUUCAUCUUGGCCGCAUGGCAAAAAGUGAAUGACUUUGGACAGGACGGAGGUGGUGCAAUUAAAACUUUGAACCCGAAGUUCGCAACAUUCAGGGGUCAUGUCUUCAAUACUCUUGGAUUUGAAUUGCCAGAAAUCAAGACAAAGCAUCUUUUGAUGACAGCCAUAGGUCUUGAGGGAAUUGGAGGAAUUCUCUUUAUUUUUGGCAGCAACUUGGGAGCUUACUUGCUGCUAAUUUUUUUGGCCGCUGUCACUCCUAUCAUGCACGACUUCUACAAUUACGACUUUUCCAGCCCUGACUAUGUUCUUCACUUCAUGCAAUUUCUGAAGAACUUGUCUCUGUUUGGUUCUCUGCUCUUUUACCUGGGGAUGAAGAACAGUGUCAUGAAGACGAUGAAACGGAAGCAGUCGAUGAAGGUCAAAGCCGUUUGAUAGUGAGGAAGCUUGUCCCAGAAAAGCCGUGUUGAGAUCAAAAUACCUCGCCUUCGUGACAAAUAGAUGAUAGUGAGGAAGCUUGUCCCACAGAAGCUGUGUUGAGAUCAAAGUACUUCGCUUUCGUGACUAAUAGAUAAAUUUAGGCGUCUACUCAUUGGAGUUGACAGACACUUUUCUGCGUUUUUGAAGGGAGUAUAUUGUGAGAUUGUCUAGGGACAACAGAGGUGGUGUAAAGCUCAUUUUGGAAAACAGUCGGGAAAAACACAUGCAGAUAACGUCCCUUGGUUGAAACAUACAGGGGCGCAGUUAGGUCUAGCAAUCGUUGUCUGAAAAUAGAUGAACUCGGGCCAUAAUCUCUAACCAGGGUUGGACGAGCAGUAGACCAGAGUCGCCGCAAGCAUUUCGCGAAGUUUAGACGCAAAACGUAGUAUAUAGAGAAGGGAAAGGGUGAGUAAUGUGUCAUUUGUCUUCGUUUCCUACCUUUCAUUAUUUCAAUGUGAAAUUGGUCGAUUUAACAAUUACCAAUAGUCCA
Molecule: messenger RNA, 1298 nt
Organism: Marchantia polymorpha subsp. ruderalis
Lineage: Eukaryota; Viridiplantae; Streptophyta; Marchantiopsida; Marchantiales; Marchantiaceae
Source: the annotation of a GenBank genome assembly